This is a messenger RNA of Pistacia vera, 2095 nucleotides long. RefSeq names its product tRNA nucleotidyltransferase cca2-like. NCBI's taxonomy places the organism in Eukaryota, Viridiplantae, Streptophyta, Magnoliopsida, Sapindales, Anacardiaceae. The record is from RefSeq and is a predicted model, not a curated record. Gene Ontology annotation, molecular function: RNA binding; ATP:3'-cytidine-cytidine-tRNA adenylyltransferase activity. Gene Ontology annotation, biological process: tRNA 3'-terminal CCA addition.
GGGUGGGUAUAUGUAAUUCAGCCGUGUCAUAUAUAGCUGAUUACUCGAAUUGCUUACCGGAGGUCACACAGCAGCUGUCCUUUCGUCAUCCGACACCGAGCAGCACCGCCGUCGCUGUUGCCGCACUGCCGCGAACGGAACCGACAUCGUAUCUUCCACUUCACUUCGCGGAACGCAGCUUUUGGCGGAUUCGUCCGCCCUCGCUGGCGCUUGGAAUCUCUGAAAACGGUUCUUCUAUCUAAAUACAAACCUUGAAUAUGAGACUUGCUAGCAGCUGUAUAAAACUGAAGCCACUUCUUGUAUUCUCUCCAACUCCUCAGCGCAUUGACAAAACCCUCGCAUUUCGAAACCAAAGCAGAACCAGAACUUUAGGGUUUUCGCGUUGGAAAUCAACGAUGACAGAGCCAGUGGUGGUUCAAGUGAAGGAGAAGAUUGAGUUAACGGAAACAGAGAAGAAGAUAUUUGAUAGCCUUCUCAACACUCUUCGCCACUUUAAUCUCAAAACCGAGCUUCGAGUAGCUGGUGGCUGGGUCCGUGACAAGCUUCUGGGGAAAGAGUGUUAUGACAUUGAUAUUGCGCUUGACAACAUGUUGGGAAGUGAAUUUGCGAAUAAGGUGGCUGAGUAUGUAGCGUCCACGGGUGAAAAGCCGCCUUCAGGCUUAGGGGUUAUUCCAAGUAAUCCAGAUCAGUCCAAACACUUAGAGACGGCAAGGAUGUACCUUUUUAAUUUAUGGAUUGAUUUUGUAAACUUAAGAAGUGAAGACUACAGCGAGAAUAGCCGCAUUCCAACAAUGAAAUUUGGCACAGCAGAAGAAGAUGCUUAUCGAAGGGAUCUGACCAUUAAUAGCUUGUUCUACAAUAUCAACACGAGCUGUGUUGAAGAUCUUACUGGAAGAGGAAUUGAAGAUCUAAAAUCUGGAAAAAUUGUGACUCCAUUGCCUCCAAAAGCUACAUUUUUGGAUGACCCCCUUCGAGUUCUUAGAGCUAUUCGUUUUGGUGCAAGAUUGGGAUUCAUACAUGAAGAGUUAAAAAAAGCUGCUGCCUGUGAUGGUGAAACUGCUCUUGCAGCCAAAAUUAGCAAAGAGCGCAUUGGAACUGAAAUUGAUCUCAUGGUCUCUGGCAAUCAACCAGUUAAAGCAAUGACCUACUUUAUACCUAUUGUCAAUACAUUUUCAGGGAGUCUCUCAAGCGAAAAGCCAGUGAUGCUGAAACACACAUUUUCUGGCAUCGUAUACCUUGAGUUACAUAGAUUCCUUGUGGCUGACUUCUUAUUUCUUAUUUAUGCAGGAUUUCUUCUCAGAGAAAUCAAAGAUUUUUGGCGAGUUGCCUUGUUAAUGUCGACCUUGUUAUAUCCCACUGAUGUUGAGCAUACUGAUGAUAUUCUAAACAAGCACUUUCAACUGGACAAAAGACGAGAUUUAUUUGAGGCAGUUGAGAAUGCGAUUACUAAACUAGGUCUUGAAAAAGUGUGGGACGUGAAACCUUUGGUUAAUGGGAAGGAGAUUAUGAGUGUUUUGCAGCUUAAAUCUGGAGGGCCGCUUGUUAGGGAGUGGCAACAAAAACUGCUUGCAUGGCAGCUUGCCCAUCCUUCUGGGACUGCAGAGGACUGCCUUGACUGGAUGGAGGAAACCCACUCAAAGCGUGUAAAGCUUGAGUCUGGCAAUUCUGUUGAUUGAUCUAAAGCUAUAAUUAUUAGCGUUAGUUCUUUUGGAUUGAACACUUAUUUUUUGAGAUAUUGAGGCUGGAUAACAUUUUGAAGCCCAUGAACAUCCAUUGGUUCUAGAUGCCAAAGUUUAUUACAUUUGCAGCGAGAUCGGAUUGGAGUCAUUUUACAGCAAGAAUAAAGGAGGCAAGGAAAUAGAAAGAAUUAGGUUAAUGUGUGAAUUGACUAUCUUGUAUAAGUUGUAUAGAUCCUCAAAAUCUGUUCAUAAACUUUUAUUAGAAUCUGGCAGUUUAGGUUCUACAUUGAUUUUGUAUUGUCUAGUUUAAAAUAUAAUUACUAUUUGAUUUGAUUGUUGACUGUGAACAGAAGGCAUAUGAGAAGCCUUGGGUGGCCAGAAUUAUUAUCUGCUGAAAAGAGAAAAAAAUAAUAAAA